AUGGAUUCCGUUAAACAAAUAUCAUGCAAGAACGAGACCAACAAGACCCAGCUCCGCCUGGAAACCCUACUGACUAGCAGACAAGAAAGGAUCCGUGGAAGAUACUUCCCGUCCUCAUGGCUCCUCUUCCUCGUCUUAUGGCACACCCCCUUUUGGGGCCUUCGUCCUCUGAGCCUUACUAACACCUUCUUCGCCCCCAAGCGUACCGAAGCGCAUUCGUCACCAGUCUACCGCGCCAUGCUAGCCACAGAAAAGUGCACCAGCGGGCCGGGAUCGGCAACUUCCAAAGCCAUCCUAAUUGAACAUUUUCUCCAGGAGAUUGACGUGGAAAAUGGAAAGGAUCCUAGCCUAGCUCUGCAAGACCAAGGAGUUGACCAGGAAGUGGUUGGAGACAAACCUACUCAGAAUUCGGGACCAAAGAAGGAUAGGAAGCGUGGAAAAAAUGUGACUAGUGAGAAGGCUGGUGGAGUGGCUUCGGGUAUUGGGAUAGGCUGUUAA
Molecule: messenger RNA, 498 nt
Organism: Striga asiatica
Lineage: Eukaryota; Viridiplantae; Streptophyta; Magnoliopsida; Lamiales; Orobanchaceae
Source: the annotation of a GenBank genome assembly